AUGAAGGUAACGCGCAACCUGGGGCUGCGGCCCUUCCACCCUGCGUGUGGGGGUUCACGGUUACAGAGACAUGGUUUCAUUUCUGUAAUCUUCAUUUCGGCGGUAGCUUUGUCUCUGUCUGUGAAUCUGUCCAAGUCGGUCCUCGCUGACGCAGCUGCCGAAGCGACGGUCGAAGCGCCGCGCGAUGAGGUGGCGCCUUCGUCGCUACCAGAGGCAGCUUCUCCUGGUAGCGGCGACGGGAGCGUCAAACGCGAGUCCGCCGAUGAAAGCGACUCACAGAAAAUCGAGCCCUCCGUUACCCCGCCCGAGCUGGGCGCGGCGGAGCCCAGCGCGGUAAGGGAAAAACACGUCACCCGAACAAAAGAUGUCUCUGAGGCAAGCCCAGCGAACUCAGGAAAACCUCGAGAGGGAAGCCAAGAAGCAUCAGAGAAAAGCCUGCGGGAAGAUAAGCCCAUGGCUGAGGAGGAAAAAUGCGCAGAAAGAGAAAAUAUCACUGGACAGCAGAGCGGGCCCCACGCAGACGCGGCGAGGCAGAAACGAAGCAUAAACGACUCAGGAACGCCGAAACUAGAGAGCCCAUUGCAGACUGGAGAAAGGGGGGAAGCGCUGGGACAGGAGCGUCCCGCAGAAGACGAGGGAGAAAGGCAGAAGCAGUCCGCGAGCGAAGAGCCGAGGGCCCCAGCACCGGAGGCCAGUGGAGCCGCCAGCGAGACCCCAGCAGGUGCGGGUUCGGUUGAUUCGAAAACGGACGAGAAGCAGCAGAUCGUGGUGGAAGAGGUCACACAAGCGGGGGGGAGAAAAGCCAGAAGGCUGUGA
Besnoitia besnoiti is the source of this 816-nucleotide messenger RNA. RefSeq lists its product as uncharacterized. The transcript has a single exon. Lineage: Eukaryota; Apicomplexa; Conoidasida; Eucoccidiorida; Sarcocystidae. The record is from RefSeq and is a predicted model, not a curated record. The coding region runs from base 1 to 816 and encodes 271 amino acids.